UAAAACAUCUACUUUUCCUUUCUUUUUUGAAUUUAAUCCGAUCGUCGUCUAGUUUACUUUCUGUCAUCUCCAUCGCUUUUGAUAAUCAGGUCAAAUUUUAUUGGUCUGUUUCCCUAAAACCCAGUCCGUGUUCUUGCUCAUCUUCUUGAUUCAUUUUCGAUGGAGACCCCAUUAUCAACAAGAAGAGUCACAAGGUCACAGACUUCGGCUGCGUUAAACAACAGCAACAACAUUCCCAUUUCAAGGAAAAUUGAAGAAUCUGAAACUGGUGUAUCAAAGUCAAGGAAAAGAAAUGGGAAACAAGAAGAUCGAUCCGCGCUGAUUGAUAUUACGAAUGAUUCUCCGAUCGUUGGGCUUGCAAUGGGUAGCUUGGAGACCCCAUCAUCAUCCACAGUCAAGCACAGAGGCAAUCGAGCCAAGAUCACACCUGGGUCUGGAGAGGCAUUGCUUAGGGGUCAGGUCAAGAACCUCUUGCAAAAGGUUGAAGAAGAAGCCGAACUUUCGAAACUCUCUUUGGAAAGCCGCCCUUUCCUUCUCCUUCAAAAUUCUCCGGCGGGACUUCUUGCACCGACUCCGGCAAACACACCACAAAUCCCGAAUCUCUCCGGUGAUGGAAGUUUGAACGCCGACAACGACUCUGCUCUGGAGGCACCUUCUCCGAUUGUUGAAGAGCAAUUGAUUUCGCAGGUUGUAUGUGAUAUGUUUGAUGGAAUGAAGGAAGAGAGUCUUGAAUCACAAAAGAGUAUCAUCACCCGGUCUCUGCUUCUAGAUUUCUCAGAGAAAUCCGAGGUCUAUGAUUCAUCAGAAUGUUCCUCUGAGCUGACUUAUCAAGGAUUUGGAGAGACUGAAUCUGAACGCAAAGAGAAGCCAAACCCAGAUGAUGAUGAUGCUUCAAUUUGGUCUAUUCAGGUAAAUGCUAGUGCCCAUGAUGAAGAUGAGGAAGAAGAAGUUAAAGAAGAAGAAGAUGGUGGUGAUGAUUUCUAUGGAGAAGAAUAUGAUGAAAUUGAAGAAGAAGAAGAGGAUGAGCUGGUGGAUUCGCUGUGCGAUGGAAUGAGCAAGAUCAAUGUGAAUGAGGAGAAGAAAAUGCUUCCAAAGUUUGAAGGAAAGCACAUAAGGUUUGUGUACAACAGUGAUGAUGAAAUUGAAGAGAAUGGGGUUGAAGAUGAAGUUUCGCCUACUAUUGUGAGGUUGAAGGGCUUGCCAACUCCUAAGGGGAAGCAUCUUCGCUUUUUUGAGGAAGAGGGUCAAAAUUGAAUUCUGAUUUUUUCGUAUUUUUCUUAGUGAGAAUAUUGUUGGUGUUUUUCCUGACACCCUUUUUUUUAAGAUUGGUUUUGGUGUUUUUCUCAUUGCUGAUCUUUUUUAGCGAUGCUUCUGUUUUGUUUUCGAAUCUGAAAGACAGAGGACGAAUCAUGUGUUUGAUUCUUCAAUAAUAUUGACGAUUACAUAUUGAUGAUUA
This is a messenger RNA of Ziziphus jujuba (common jujube), 1456 nucleotides long. RefSeq lists its product as uncharacterized. The transcript has 3 exons. The record is from RefSeq and is a predicted model, not a curated record. The coding region runs from base 160 to 1254 and encodes 364 amino acids. NCBI's taxonomy places the organism in Eukaryota, Viridiplantae, Streptophyta, Magnoliopsida, Rosales, Rhamnaceae.